Molecule: messenger RNA, 1986 nt
Organism: Naegleria lovaniensis
Lineage: Eukaryota; Heterolobosea; Eutetramitea; Acrasida; Naegleriidae
Exons: 1
Coding region: 1-1986 (661 amino acids)
Source: RefSeq, a predicted model, not a curated record
AUGCCUAAAAGUACCAAGAAAUCAUCCAACGACAUCGAAACGAACGAUGAGAAUUCCAAACGAAAUUUGGAAGAGUCUCUGACCAGUGGUGGUGCCACAUCUAAUCUUUUUAUUCAGAUAGAUGAUGAAAAGAAUGAAACGGCCAAGGACAACACUGAAGCAUCAGCAUCAAUAACGGAUGCAUCUGUUUCAUCGACGUCGAACAAUGCUGUUGCAAAAUCUCCAACUUCCUCUGUGGUAGAGUCUCGUGAAACAGCCUCUUCAUCAUCAUCCUCUUCACCCAAUCAUGGUGAUCAUCAACAGUCCUCUACAACCUCAUCAGGUUUGACAACAACUCCCAAAAAGACGCAGCAACCCUCAUCAGCAAACUCUGCCCCUCUCACCCAUCAACCCUUCCAGACAACACCCGUCGUCCAUCAAGCCAUUGCAGGUAACCCAUCUCACGUGAUGAUGAAAGAAGCGGUAACACAAUCAGGUAGUCAUCAAGUCUUGGGUACUCUGGUCUCGAGCGCAACCCACAAACAACACUCGAACAGCACCAAUAAUCUCCCUCUUGGCACCCCAACCACGACUGUGUUCCAUCAUCAUGCUCAUCAUCCUUCGAGUGCCACAAUCAUUGCUCAAGGUGGACCUCCCACGGCCGUGCAAUUUUACAAUCCAUUCCAUACACCACCUCCUCCUCACACCGGUUCCACACCGAUUGUGAAUGGUGCCAAUGCACCUCCUCCACCACCACUCUACCCACCCUAUGCAUAUCCACCCUAUGGAUUUACUCCAAUGUAUCCUAGUCAUUCGAUGAAUAUGGAGGGAAUACCGUAUGCACUUCCACCUCAUCCGAUUCCUCAACAACAGCCACCACAACCACAACAAAUGGAUACUUCCGAGGAUAGUUCGGAGGAAGAAUCUGAGGGUGGCGAAUCGGGAGAAGCAUCCGAUGACAGCUCUUCCAACAGCGCAGCUGAAGAGGAAGAAGGUAUUGUAACUUAUCAAAAGCCAUCACCCUAUACAGAGCUAAGGAAGAAGCACAACAAGCUACUUAAGGAAUAUGAACGAAUACAGCGAGAACUCUCUGCUGCAAUGGCAGAGUUGACCGAGCUGAAAAAGCGAAAACGAGUUGAUUUUCCAUUCCCAACACAACCCGUUAUGGCCACCUCGAAAAAGAAAAAGUUUAACAUUGUCAUGCUGGAACAGCAGCAAGCCAUGAUGCGUGCAGCAUCUGUAUCUAGUGACACCAGCACCUCAUCUACGACACAACAAACAACUGAAAGUAAGACGCCGUCAAAAAAUCAAAUUAUUCAACCUAUUGAGGGCCUGGCUCCAUCGCUUCCUCCUAAGACAAACAAUGUUGACCCAACUAGAGAGAUGUAUCAACAAAUUGAGAACUCAUUGGCCAAUCUUCCAGGCUCUGAUGCAUCUGUGCCUUUUUCUUCUGCUGUAGGGUCGUCAUCCACUUCUUCUAGCGCUGAUGAAAAUGGUGGUAAGCCAAUAACACUGAACAAGUUGGCACAUAUUUAUUAUUAUGACGGAGGAUGUGAUGGUCAUGGCACCAGACAGCUAAAAGCCAAUGGAAAGAGAAUUUUCAUGGACAUUGCUUGGGAUGAAAUUAUCAAAUUUAGAAAAGCUGAUGACUGCCUUCAUAUGUGUAUUUUUGUAAAUACAUCAACUGUGGACAAGGUUAAAGAUUCUGAUUUGAUUGCAACUUUUAAGAUCCUACGAAGCGAUGGUGACAAAGUGAAAAUUUCCAAGAUUAGAGAAAACCUUAGAAAACUUAAUCUACAGAAUCAAUUCUCUCAUAUUGGACACAUCAAAUUCUUUAUUCAACUCAGAGGCAAGGACAAGCUUUUCGACUAUACCGACAAGAUUCUGCUUUAUUCGAAAACGCAGCACAAUGUUUCUAAUUUUGAACCUCCCAAUCAAAGAGAGUAUACAGAAUUAUCCAAGCUUUUCUAUCAACAAGAUCGUUUUAUGAUUUACAAAAAAGAUUAA